AAUUCUUUCUUUUUCAACUUUUUGGAAUUAGGGUACAGUUGGCCCUACUGGGUGGGCUUUAUCAAGAACCUGAUUCUUGAAUACAACCCAGCAAUGCAGUGGCGAGAGUAGUCCCAGACCAGGUCCGACCCUUCUCGUCUCUUCUCUUCUCGUUUUCCGUGAAUUCUUUCUGUUCUUGUUCCAUCAACGAAUCGACGACAAUCCUCCCGCAAAUGGCGCAGAUUAUCAACCAGGUUAAUGUAUGUCAGAUAUGUGGGGUUGAAGGCUAUGAUUGUCUAGUUCAUUGCUCUUCCUGUGAUGCUUAUGAACAUAUGUAUUGCAUGGAGAAAGUCAUAAUGGAAGCACCAAAAGAUUGGAAAUGUGAUUACUGUCAAAUCAAGACUCAAGAUCAUUUGGAUGGAAGUAGAAUUGACCAAAUUCGAGUCGAGUUUCCUUUGGGCCCUUCUAAAUGUUUUUCUUGGAAAGGAAGGUUCAAGAUUCUUGAUGAAAGUUUUAUGGAUCUUCAGUGUCACUUGAAGGCUCAUCUUCCAACAACAAUAAAGAAAAAAAUCUAUCAGUUCUCGUUAAAAAUGCCAGAAGAAGUAAAACUCACAAUGGUUCCUAGAUCCAACUUUGGGAUAAAUACGUUCACCAAAGAUGACAUUUCGUUGUAUUUCUUCUGCGGUCAUAAUCUUGGAUGUAUCAGAUACCACCAGAUAUUGGAUCAGAUGGGGGCGAAUGAUUAUGUAAUGAGAAGCACUAUGAAUGGUGUGGAAUUGAUCGUUCUCAGUUCGAGGCUUCUUCCAGUGGAUUCUCAACACUAUUUGGGUCGAUGGCCUUUCAUGUGGGCAGUUCUUCGAUCAAUGAGAAAAUAUAAAACUGUAAGCGAACUGAAUACAACAUCGAUUCAGGUGGUGGAGUCGACUAGUUUUCUUCCUCCAACUCUUCCAACUACAAUUGCCAUGAAUUGUGAUUUCCCACCUGGAUUUGAACAUGUGAAGUUGGAGAGAAUAGAAGGUGGGACAUAGAUUGAUCAUUAACUAAACAAACCAUAUGAUUUUGAAUAGUGUUAGUUAGUGCUAAUAUUGUGUUUUUUGGAAGUUGCAUAUUACAUUAUUACAUUAUUGCAAUUUGCAUUCAUGCUUAUU
Impatiens glandulifera is the source of this 1127-nucleotide messenger RNA. RefSeq lists its product as uncharacterized. The coding region runs from base 213 to 1007 and encodes 264 amino acids. Lineage: Eukaryota; Viridiplantae; Streptophyta; Magnoliopsida; Ericales; Balsaminaceae. The transcript has 7 exons. The record is from RefSeq and is a predicted model, not a curated record.